AUGACAAUCGAAACUCAUGUCAUAGACCGUGCGACCGACUCGGCCCUCUUCUCUCCUCUUCAAGUAGGAGCAAUGUCACUCUCUCAUCGUAUCGUUCACGCUCCUAUGGGACGUGGAAGAGGUAGAGAAUCAGAGAACGUACCUGGUACUUAUGUACCUUGGGAGAUUGAAGCUAAAUAUUAUAUUCAACGUGCUACUCCUGGUGGAAUGUUGAUAACUUCUGCUCUUCCUAUCAGUGAAGAAGCUAAGGGUGGUUCUUUCGUAGGUGGACCUGCUAUGUAUACGGAGGAUCAGAAAUUAGCUUGGAAGAAAGUUUUGACGGAGAUCAAAAAGACUGGAGCUGUUAUGGUUGCUCAAAUCUGGCACGGAGGUCGUACAUCUGGACAUGGAAAAUUACCCUGUGUAUCAAGUUCCGCCACUAGGAUCGAAUACAACCCUCGUACAAAGCAACCGAACCCGCCACCUAGGGAGAUGACGGUGGAAGAUAUCAAGAGGACCAUUGCGGAUUUCGCUAGGUCUGCUAGGCUGGCUAUUGAUGCUGGUUUUGAAGGUGUUGAGGUUCACGGCGCUAAUGGUUAUCUAUGCGAUCAAUUCCUUCAUGAUAACAUUAACCGUCGCACGGACGAAUACGGAGGUUCUAUCGAGAACAGGAACAGAUUCGUACUUGAAAUGGUUGAUGCUAUCUGCGCUGAGAUUGGUUCUGACAGAUUCGGACUCCGUCUGGCACCAUACGGUUUCUUCAACGAAUGUAAAGGUUCCGACCGUGUAGCUCAAUGGACAAAACUCUGUACCGAACUUCGUUCCCGGAACCUUGCCUACGUGUCAUUCAUGGAAGCUAGAUACGACGAAUUUUUAGGUCAAAAAGAGAAACUAGCGGCUUUAGGUCAAACUUUGAAUUCUGAUGAUUUCGGUUCUCCGGAAGAACAAUCUUUACCUACUAUCGCACCUUUCCGCGCUGCUUUGGGUGGUAAGGAAGGUACGAAAGUUAUGGUUGCAGGUGGAUAUGAUACGGAGAAUUGUUGGGGUGCCGUUGAGAGUGGGCUCACGGAUAUGAUCGCAUACGGAAGAUACUUUACUUCUAACCCUGAUUUAGUCUAUCGUAUCAGACAUCAACUACCUUUAGUAAAAUACAUCAGACCUUUAUUCUACACUUACCCUAAAGGACAACCAGAAGCUGGUUAUACGACUUUCGCACCUCAUGAAUCUAAUUUGAAAACCGAAGAGGAUAAAGAGUUGUAUGCUAUUCAACAGAAAAAUGGGAUUUCUUUAGUAGAGAAUGGUUGGCAAUUGUCACAGGAUGGUGUUCAGUGA
Messenger RNA from Tremella mesenterica DSM 1558, 1311 nucleotides. RefSeq lists its product as uncharacterized. The transcript has 8 exons. Gene Ontology annotation, molecular function: oxidoreductase activity; FMN binding. The coding region runs from base 1 to 1311 and encodes 436 amino acids. The record is from RefSeq and is a predicted model, not a curated record. Lineage: Eukaryota; Fungi; Basidiomycota; Tremellomycetes; Tremellales; Tremellaceae.